Messenger RNA from Sorghum bicolor (sorghum), 1265 nucleotides. RefSeq names its product obtusifoliol 14-alpha demethylase-like. The transcript has 2 exons. Gene Ontology annotation, cellular component: endoplasmic reticulum. Bases 1 to 1146 code for a protein of 381 amino acids. Gene Ontology annotation, molecular function: heme binding; oxidoreductase activity, acting on paired donors, with incorporation or reduction of molecular oxygen; iron ion binding. Gene Ontology annotation, biological process: sterol biosynthetic process. NCBI's taxonomy places the organism in Eukaryota, Viridiplantae, Streptophyta, Magnoliopsida, Poales, Poaceae. The record is from RefSeq and is a predicted model, not a curated record.
AUGUUUGGCAAAGAUGUUGCUUUUGGUGUGGAUAUUGUCACCCGAACUGAACAACAUCGCUUCUAUAUUGACGCACUAAAACCAGCUAAGUUGAGGUGCCAUGUUGCUCCAAUGCUUCAGGAAGUGGAAAAAUACUUUGCAAAAUGGGGACAGUAUGGUACCGUUGAUCUAAAGCAGGAACUGGAGCAGUUACUCAUGCUGAUCUCAGCACGCUGCCUACUAGGGAAAGAGGUUCGGGAGAAUAUGUUCGAUGAGGUUUUCUCCGGAUUCCAUGAACUCACAGAAAACAGCUUGCAGCUAAUCAGCUUACUAUUUCCAUAUGCCCCAACGCCGAUGACUCGACGGCGCGAUAGGGCGUGUACUAUGCUCUCAAGCAAUUUCACUCAGAUUAUUCGAUUGCGUAAGAGCUCCAACAGAGUUGAGGAGGACGUUUUACAGAACCUGAUGGACUCCAAAUACAAGGAUGGACGCCCCACAACUGAAGCUGAGGUUACUGGGCUCAUAAUUGCCAUCCUCUUCGCUGGAAAGCACACAAGCACGACCAGCAGCACGUGGACUGGAGCUCGCCUUCUAAGCCACAAAGAGUGCUUGGAGGCUGCCCUUGAGGAGCAGCAGAAAAUCCUCAAGAAAUAUGGGGACAACAUAGACUACGAUAUCCUUCUGGAGAUGAGCUUCCUACACUGUUGCAUCAAGGAGGCACUACGGAUGCACCCUACAGCACCAAUGUUUCUUCGCAAGGUGCACAAGAACUUUACCGUACGGACUAGAGAAGGCUAUGAGUACGAGAUUCCAAGUGGGCAUACCAUAGCAAGCCCUUUGGUCAUAAACCACAACAUUCCAUACAUUUACAAGGACCCUAAUGUGUAUGACCCACACCGGUUUGGUCAUGGAAGGGAGGAAGACAGAGUUGGUGGAAAGUUCACUUACAAUGCGUUCAGUGGUGGAAGACAUGCUUGCCCGGGGGAAGCUUAUGCCUAUAUGCAAGUGAAGGUGAUAUGGAGCCAUUUGCUAAGGAACUUUGAGCUCAAGUUGGUGUCAUCAUUCCCCGAGACCAAUUGGCUAAAGCUUUCCCCAGAACCUAGAGGGAAAGUGGAGGUCAGUUACAAAAGACGGAUGCUAUCUAGGAGCAUCUUGGAAAACUUAUGAUUACUUUUGUAUGAAAUGUUUUAUAUGUGCAUGCUUGUGUAAUAAACAAGUUUGUAUGCCCACACUCGUUGUACACUGAGGAAGGGAUCUUCAAAGUCUCAUACAAAUAUAAAAUGAAA